Messenger RNA from Ostrinia nubilalis (European corn borer), 1449 nucleotides. RefSeq lists its product as uncharacterized. The transcript has 10 exons. The coding region runs from base 58 to 1293 and encodes 411 amino acids. NCBI's taxonomy places the organism in Eukaryota, Metazoa, Arthropoda, Insecta, Lepidoptera, Crambidae. The record is from RefSeq and is a predicted model, not a curated record.
CGUAACUAUCGUAGUUCUCUCUCGCUCGUCGACGCAGACGCACAAAUAAUACACAAGAUGGAGCUAAAUCUGCUGGGCAGAAUAUUUGUGCUGUUCGCGGCGGCGCACUACGGGGGCGCCACCGACCUGCAUAGAAGUAUUAGACAAGCGCCAGGCAGUAUAUUCACCGUGGGCAACGGGGAGCCGUGCCUGGGGUCUGAUAGGACCACGGGGGGCGUCUGUCUGUCAAGGAACCAGUGUAACACUCAGGGAGGGAAGGCGGUCGGCUUCUGUGGGGUCUUCGCUACGUGUUGUUCUUUAAACGCGUGUGACGUCAGAACCAACACGAAGGUGGCCGUAUUCAUAAACCCGCCUCUAACCCGAGAGUCCUCAGGCUUGGAGUGCUCUUACAAUGUAGAAAUCAACAACAACAACGUUUGCCAGAUGAGGAUUGACUUCGAAACCUUUAAUUUGGCGCCUCCAUCUACCGUAGAACCAGUAGAGAAUGUAACCCAGCGCCCCGGCUUCACUUGCCGCAAUGACAUCUUCCAAAUCACCAACUUGCAAGCCAACUCCGACGUCUUGCCGUCCCUUUGCGGUGACAACAAUGGACAGCACUUAUACGUCCGCGUGAACGCGUCCACCAACAGCCGCUCCAUCCGCAUCAACUUCAAGAUCGCAGACCGCAGCACGCAGCCCAACCUGCCUCAAGCCACGUGGAAGAUCAAGGUGACCCAGCUGGAGUGCUUCAACACUCUGGGAAAAUACCGCGACGGCAUCUUCGAGGCGAUCACCUCCUCUCUGCCCUCCACGCCCCUCACCUCAUCCGCUGACAGAGACGAGUACCUCAUUGCGCCCCCCGGCUGCCUGCAGUUCUACCCAGACCGCGCGGGCACAUUCGAAUCGUUCAACUACAACCGAGGUUCGGGCCCGUACAUUGCCAACCUGGCUUACGCCUCGUGCUUCAAAAGAACACCUGAUGUUUGUGGUAUCAAGCUAACAUCAGCGAGCUUCGAGAUGGCCUACCGUCAAGAAGAGAACCUGUACCUCGACACGGACUGCCAGAUCAACCCGGUGACCCAGGGCGCCACGCAGUCCGAGGACUACCUCUUCAUACCUGAGGCCGAGACCACGGACGGCCUGAGAGGCUCCAAGUUCUGCGGGACUAGCGCUUCUAACCAGAUUAUUGCUUCAACACCACCAGGCCCGCUCUACGUACACUUCCACAGCGACAAUCUGGUGACCGACGACAUCGCAGAAUCCGGCUACAGAUUCAACUACAACGUAUUGAACAACUGCUACCUCAAAAAGUAGACAAUGUACCUGAGACAGCUGUCAAAAACGUCAAACUUUCGUCUUUUCUGGUGCUUUUCAGCAAUUUUCAUGACUAAACGUAAAAUUUUUAGUAUUUUCUGAAAUUUUCCAGUUGUUUUCAUGAAUAGAUCGAUAAUUAAUUUUUUUGUAACCCCU